AAAGCAAAGGGCGUCUAUGAUGUUAUCUUCCACAACUACGGGCUCUCCGAAAACCAGGUACCUUCAUCAAUUGCGAUAAAUGGUUCCUAUUGUUAUGAUUACAAGAUCAACUGCAACUGAUGAUUCGUGGCUUUAGCAAAACUCAUAAUUGGAAACGCCAUUCUUUUGGAAGGUACCUUCAUCAAUUGCGAUAAAUGGUUCCUAUUGUUAUGAUUACAAGAUUAACUGCAACUGCAUCAUCAUUCACACACUACAACAAUAAGGGUACCCUAAUUCCAUUGGGCUCUCUUCUGCAACACAAACACAAUGCUUUCCUUUCAUUCCUCAACUCGUUCGCUUCAUCCACCUCUUCUGAUUCUGAAUCAGAUAAAAACUACCAUAAAGGUGACACCUUUACAGUGUCUUACCUCGUUAACUCAUGUGGGGUGUCCCCGGAAUUGGCUAAGAAACUCUCCAAAAAUGUGCAUUUGAAAAACCAAGAUGGCCCAAAUGCUGUUCUUGAUCUUCUCAAGACCUAUGGGUUCUCCGAAACCCAUGUUGCAAAUCUUGUGGCUAAAAAUCCGAAGGUGCUUACUGCAAAGGCAGAUAAUACCUUUUUGCCUAAACUAAAGUUCUUUCGUUCCAUUGGGGUUUCCAACACUGACAUGCCUAAGAUCAUAAUCCGUAACUACAUUAUUUUGUGGAGAAGUUUGGAAAAGCGCCUCAUCCCACGUUAUGAGUCACUUAGAAGUGUAGUUUGCAGUGACGAGGAAGUUGUUAGAGUUUUGAGAAGGGGCCAAUUUACUUUUGGAUAUUCUGACAUGAGGAAUGAUUUGGUUCGAAACAUUGAGGUUUUGAGGCAAUGUGGUGUGCCACAACCUUCCAUUUCUCUCCUUGUGAUCCAUUAUCCCUUCGCCCCGAAUGCGAAGCAUUCUGAAUUUGUGGAAGCUGUCAAGAUAGUUGAGGAAAUUGGGUUUGAUCCUUUGAAAACAACUUUUGUCCAAGCUGUCCAAGUGCUUUUAGGUCUGACUAAAGCAAAAUGGGAGUCGAAAUUUGAGGUUUAUGAGAGGUGGGGCUGGGACCGCAAAAUGGCCCUUCGAGCAUUUAGAAAGUUUCCCAAUUUUAUGAAAUUGUCAGAGACGGUGAUUGCAAAAAAAAUGAAUUUUCUGGUGAAUGAUAUGAGUUUGGCAUCAGAAGACAUUGCUGAUUAUCCUCCAAUUCUGGCCUACAGCUUGAACAAGAGGAUUAUCCCUAGAUUCUCAGUAGUUAAAAUCUUGACAUCGAAAGGUCUGCUUAAGAAUAAUUUGCACUUUAGUUCCUUCUUAUGGUUAAGUGAGGAAAAGUUUUUGAAGAAAUUUGUCAACAAUUUUCAGAAAGAUUUGCCUCAUUUAAAAGAUGACUACACAGAUUUGAUCAAUUGUGAGAAUGUGAUAUAGUCUCUUAAGGCUUUUGCAGACUAUUGUUCUUACUUCCAACUUUUCUAUUUCAAUACUAAAAUUUUAAAAUUUCUGUUCCAACAUUUUGACUUUCUGUUUCAUUUUUCUUGGGUAGAGGUACAUUUGAUCGGAUUUAUAGGAUAUUGGUUGUAUAAUCAAGUAUUGAUGAAUUUUAACUUAUUUGCUGUCUUUUGUUUUAAAUAUGUUUAUCUCUUAUGGGAAAUGUGUUCCAUCCCUGCAAUUUAUUCUAGUAUUACAUAACCACACUGUACUUUUUGUCCGUCCAUUUAAACAAAAAUGACCUGUGAUAGACUUUUCUACCAUUAAAACUAUCUUUGAGCUAGAGUGUACAGAGGGGAUAAAAAACCAAGUUUAUUUAAUUUGAAAUUGAGUGAAAUUGCACUUAAUUGUUCUACUAUUACAUAUGUUUAAUAAAUGAGUUCUGU
Molecule: messenger RNA, 1861 nt
Organism: Abrus precatorius (Indian licorice)
Lineage: Eukaryota; Viridiplantae; Streptophyta; Magnoliopsida; Fabales; Fabaceae
Product: transcription termination factor MTERF2, chloroplastic-like
Exons: 2
Coding region: 195-1415 (406 amino acids)
Biological process (GO): regulation of DNA-templated transcription; chloroplast organization
Cellular component (GO): chloroplast
Molecular function (GO): double-stranded DNA binding
Source: RefSeq, a predicted model, not a curated record